This is a messenger RNA of Volvox carteri f. nagariensis, 654 nucleotides long. RefSeq lists its product as uncharacterized. Lineage: Eukaryota; Viridiplantae; Chlorophyta; Chlorophyceae; Chlamydomonadales; Volvocaceae. The record is from RefSeq and is a predicted model, not a curated record. The transcript has a single exon. The coding region runs from base 1 to 654 and encodes 217 amino acids.
AUGACCUGGGCAUUCAUGUCAUGCAUGACCCUGCAGGUGAUGAGCCAACCCCUGCCCAGCAGGGUGCCCAGGUGCCUAAUCAUAAUAUUCUGGACACGGCUGAAGAUGGCACCGCGGAAGUACAGCAGGACAACACGGCAGCAGGGCCCAGGAAAUGCUGCUCCUGCUGACCCCUGCUGCUGGGCCUCCCUUCUGGAUGACAGCCUGGAGGAGAUGGACAAGUACAAGUCCGCAGGCGGCCACAUGUCCUACCUCAACAAGUACAACCUGGCUGACAAGACGAUUGGCUGCUAUCUGGUGGGCGGCUCCAAAGACAAGCCGAGCACACCAUCAGUGCUUGGGGCGGGCUUGGUGCUCAGUGACAUGGCAAGUAUAUAUUAUGGCAGAUUGCUGUACACUCUGUGUUCUAACUUGCAACAUAUAAUUUGGCCAUUUCUGCAACUGAUUACUCAGUUGGAUCCGGUUUUACUAAUUUUUUUGGUGGUGCAGGCAUCAGUUUCCAUUGAGGACACCAUUGAGAUCCUGGUCAUUGGCAAGAUGAAGGGGCUGCACCACCGUGCAAACACUCGGGGAAAGACUUGGUCAUGGAUGGGUUUUCCAGUCAUGGAUUUGGUCAUGGAUGCGGUCAUGGAUCCGGUCAUAAUUUGUCAUUAA